CGACUCGCCGUCAGUACCUCUUCAGUCAACAUGAAGGCGCUGCGUGCUGCCGUAUCCGGCUCGCGUGUGCGUUUCAUGCAGGACGGGUUCGACCUGGACCUGACGUACAUCACUCCCAAGCUCAUUGCCAUGGGCUACCCAGCCUCAGGCGUCGAGAAGACGUACCGUAACGACAUCAACGAGGUCGCCAACUUCCUCAACUCUCGACACCCGAACGCAUACCGCGUCUACAAUCUGAGCGAGCGCUCGUACGAUUACAGCAAGUUCGAAGGACGUGUGAGUGAAUGUGGCUUUCCUGACCAUCACCCGCCGCCCCUGCAGCUGCUAUUGGACAUUAUGAACGACAUGAUCGAGUGGGUAGCCAAAAGUCCCAAACACGUCAUCGUAGUGCAUUGUCUCGCUGGAAAAGGUCGCACAGGUGUCGUGUGCUCGUGCUACUUGCUGCUUACGGGCUACUACGGUAGUGUCUUUAAGUUGCGCAAGGAGCGCGAGCUCCGAGAGCUGGCGAACUCGAGUAUUCGCGACUUCUGGAACGCUAGAGGCCAAGGAGUGCGCUUCCCCAGUCAGGCACUGUAUAUUUAUUACUUUAUUAAAGUACUACGCAGACUGGGACGUAUGCCGGCGCAGAUCCCGCCACUGCGACCAGCCAAGAAGAUGCUACUGCAGAGUAUUGUGCUCAACGGAGUGCCCGAUUUUGAGGCUCCACCGAGAGGAGGAUGUACCCCGUUUCUACAGGUUUUACCAGCCCCGUCACAACAUCAUCAGCCCCAUUUACUCUACAAUAGCUCGUGGCAAAGACCCAAAUUCGAAACCUACUUGGCAGACCCAAACGGAUCGAUCAUGUUCGAGGUAAAUGCAGAGGUGCAGGGCGACGUGAUGGUGAGGUGCUUCCACGCCAACACGACCAAUAUUUUGGGCAAGCACAUGGUCAAGAUGUUCCAUUUUACAUUCAACACCGAUUUUUUCCACAAUUACAGCAAUUUGUAUCGCCUGCCGAAGGUGGAAGUGGAUGAAGCCACAGGAAACCAACGAUAUCCGGAUAAUUUCCAGGUGGUUUGUCACGUGGAGAUGCUGGAUCAGAAUGGGGAUCCGUUUCCUCCAAAGUCUACGUCUUCGUCUUCAGUCUUGCAGUCAGACAGUAGCAGUAGCAUUCGUGACGAUAAAGUAGAGCAGACUCGGACUGUGAGACCGCAGUCGGCGCCUCCGCUGUCAGCGCCGCAACCACGUCGCAUGACCGUACCGUCUCAGCCCUAUUAUGAUAAGCAGAUCCAACGUCAAGCCUCCUUGAAACCCGAAGAAUCAACGCCUACCAUGCAGGGCUGGCUGUAUAAACAGGGAGGCUUCGUCAAGAACUGGAAGAAGCGAUGGUUUGUAGCACGCGAAGGCAAGAUGAUGUACUAUCACGGAAUGUCGGAUGCGACGCCGCUCGGUGUUGUAAACUUGCGGCGUAUCACAGUGGAGAUAUGUGAACCACACGAGGUGAACGCAAGGAACAAGUGUUUACACUUCUUCAAGGUCGUUCCUCCUAGUGCUGGCCAGCGCACGUAUUAUUUCGGUGCCCAGUCUGAACAGGACUUGGUGGGCUGGAUCCACGUUCUUGGUGCCCAGUCUGCGUACGGUAUCGUUAACGGUAUGUUGCAACGGAGAGCUUCGAUGCAGCGCAACAAUACGUUCGCUACACGUGCGUCAUACCAGCAGGAGUACCAUUCACACAGUCGUGGUGCUGAUCGACGGCGUCCCAGUAGCGAUGGUACGCAAAGUUAUCAUCUGAGCGACACGAGGUCUUCGCUGCCAGCUAUGGCGAUGUCUGCACCGCCAUCGGCGUUUAGUACACUGCACGACGUACGUCCAUCGACACAACUUAGCGCUACUAAGCUUGCAUUCGAACUCACUCCGAGUGAAGCCAGUCACUUGCCACAACCAUCAGAAGCUGACGCAUCAACGUCACGACGUGAGAGUAUGCCAAGUGAUUUCUCGGACGCUGCGCACCGUGCACUAGACAUGCGCUCGUUGUCGUUCACUGACAACGAAGACCAAGAGGGCGACAGACUGUCGUCGACAUCCGCUAUGCCUCAGUGUGUACCUGCAGAGCCUGUUGCCGACCUGACUAAUACGUUAUCGGCGCGAGAGCAAGCGUCAUUGUUGCAAGAAGUCAAUGGAUUUGAAGCUGGAAUCUACAUUUACUCGGCAGAUGAGCUGCAGGAGGCGGCUCUGUUGCAGAAGUAUAUGCGGGCGACUCGAGGGGCAACAGGUCGAGACGGAGCUGACCCGGAUCGGGCCGCGAACGGACUUAAGGUCUCGCCGUCGGGCUCACUGAGUCGGCAGCUGCAUCAUUAUGUGGUGCAAAGACGCAUGGGCGACGCUGAGCAAUUGCUGACGGAGCUUGUGUUGACGAAAUUUCCGAGACUUAUCGAUGCGAUGGACCACGACCCGCUGGCGUUCACUCAACUGAUCGCUGGCGGAGAUAUCUCACUAGCGAGCAACCGACUACAAGACCAGGAAGAUGUGACUGCUCCUGCUGUCAGACAAGACUCAAAUGGUAAUCGUCGGGCUGUCUUCUUCUAGAAGUGUCUAUUUGCUACAAUACUACGGAAUAGUUUACUGAU
Phytophthora infestans T30-4 is the source of this 2606-nucleotide messenger RNA. RefSeq names its product phosphatidylinositol-3,4,5-trisphosphate 3-phosphatase, putative. The transcript is spliced from 3 exons. Bases 31 to 2565 code for a protein of 844 amino acids. Gene Ontology annotation, biological process: protein dephosphorylation. NCBI's taxonomy places the organism in Eukaryota, Oomycota, Peronosporomycetes, Peronosporales, Peronosporaceae. The record is from RefSeq and is a predicted model, not a curated record. Gene Ontology annotation, molecular function: protein tyrosine phosphatase activity; phosphatidylinositol-3,4,5-trisphosphate 3-phosphatase activity. Gene Ontology annotation, cellular component: cytosol.